Messenger RNA from Penicillium daleae, 5211 nucleotides. RefSeq lists its product as uncharacterized. Lineage: Eukaryota; Fungi; Ascomycota; Eurotiomycetes; Eurotiales; Aspergillaceae. Gene Ontology annotation, biological process: microtubule-based movement; mitotic spindle organization. The coding region runs from base 1 to 5211 and encodes 1736 amino acids. The transcript is spliced from 4 exons. Gene Ontology annotation, molecular function: ATP binding; microtubule motor activity; microtubule binding. The record is from RefSeq and is a predicted model, not a curated record.
AUGACCGUCUCACCGCCAGCGUCACCGACGGGUCCCGCCCCGCGGCCCAUCAGCGCGCUGAUGCGCACGCCGCGCAGCAACAGUCGCAUGAGCAUGAGCAGUCGGCAUGGCGGAAGUCGCGCGUCCGACGAGGAUGGCAAGACCGCAGUCAAAGUUGCUGUCCGAGUGCGACCACCUCUAAAGCCCACCGACCCCGGAUACGAGUUGAUUCCCCAGCGAUUCCAACGGUCCAUGGUUCACGUUACGAGCCCAACCAGCGUUGCGGUCGAUGUCCCCCAAGGUCGCAAAUUGUUUGUGUUCGAUCGCGUCUUCCCCGAGACGGUGGAGCAGGAUGGUGUUUGGGAAUAUUUAAACGACAGUGUCAACUCGUUCAUUCAGGGGUACAACGUUUCCAUAUUGGCGUACGGCCAGUCUGGUGCUGGAAAAUCAUAUACGAUGGGCACAUCCGGACCCGCUGAGCAGGAGAAUUCUAGCGCGAUGGGUAUCAUUCCUCGGGCUGCGCAGGCUUUAUUUGAAAAGCUUGAUGGGCCAAAACAUGCCCGCAAUGGCUCCAGUUCGACCGGUCUCCGAACGCCGCAACGAUAUUCCAUGAGCUCGGCCUCGAGUCUCUCGAGGGCACCGGUGGAAAAGAACUGGCAAUUGAAGGCCACCUACGUUGAGAUCUACAACGAACAUCUUCGCGACUUGCUUCUUCCCGACUCGGUUUCCGCCGGGGACCGCGGCUCUGUCACCAUCCGCGAGGACGCCAAGGGCCGUAUUCUUCUAACCGGCCUGCACCAGGUCAACAUCAAUUCAUUCGAAGACCUCAUUGGAGCUCUAAACUUUGGCUCGACGAUUCGCCAGACCGAUUCAACCGCGAUUAACGCCAAAUCUUCUCGUUCGCAUGCCGUAUUCAGUCUGAAUCUCAUCCAGCGCAAAACUUCGACGCAAACGAUGUCCCCCAAGGAAAAGCGCAUGUCGAUGCCGGUGGAUUCUUACUCCAGUGGCGAGUCCGUCACUGUCGACAGCAAGCUUCACUUUGUGGACUUGGCAGGUAGUGAACGUCUUAAGAACACGGGUGCUUCAGGCGAACGGGCCAAGGAGGGUAUCUCUAUCAAUGCCGGUCUGGCUGCCCUCGGCAAGGUCAUCUCGCAACUUUCUUCUCGCCAAUCCGGCUCUCACGUUUCCUAUCGUGACUCAAAACUCACCCGUCUUCUGCAAGAUUCCUUGGGCGGCAAUGCAAUUACAUACAUGAUUGCCUGCGUCACUCCUGCUGAAUUCCACCUCAGUGAGACCCUCAACACUAUCCAGUACGCGCAACGUGCACGAGCAAUUCAGAGCAAGCCUCGCAUUCAGCAGGUCGCCGACGAUGGCGACAAGCAGGCUUUGAUCGAUCGCCUCAAGGCGGAGGUUGCCUUCCUCCGCCAGCAGAUUCGCAACGCCGAGGGCUCUGACCGCCGGGAAGCAGCCUCCACGGAACGGAACGACCGCAAGAAUGAGCGCGAAAUUCAGCUACAGAACCAGCUGCUUGAUGCCCAGGAGAGCUACAACGCCCUCAGUCAGCGCCACACUAAGCUGAUUUCCCAACUGGCCAAUGAGUCGGCCACCAAUGGAGAGUCCGAGGGACACCCGGAUGACUUGGGCAAGAGUUCGAUUGAAAGAAUCCAGCGGUCUAAAUCAUUUGCCGAAUCUGUGGAGCAGGUCGUUGUCGAGUACGAAAAGACCAUUCAGGCCUUGGAGUCGUCUCUGUCUGAUACUCGUGCUUCCUUGGCUACUUCGGAAAGCACCCUGCUAGAGCGUGAGACCAAGUGCACCUAUGUCGAGACGGUGAACUCGCAGCUUCAAUCGCGCCUGCAGAAGCUGCUAGACCGCGAGGCCAGCACUGAAACGUACCUUCACGAGCUAGAGUCCAAGCUGGACGGUGCUUCUACCGGAGAGGAGAAGCACGCUACCAUUGUUGCUGAGCUGCGCAAGGAGCUCAGCCGUGCUCGUGAGAAUGAAGUAGGCUGCGAGGAAUACAUCUCUACCUUGGAAGACCGCCUCGCCGAAGCUGAUCAGGACAUGGAGCUGAUGCAGCGUGAGGUGAUCCGACUGGAGCAUGUUAUUCAGCGCCAGCGUGGCCUGGGAGCCCUAGACAGCCUACUUUAUGACCUCGACACCCGCCGCCAGCAACAGAACGGCGAUGAGGAGCCGCACGUCAACGGCACCGACCCUUCCCACAUUCCCGCGCCCGUAAAGACGUCCCAUCACAAGCACACUCCAUCCUUGGAUGUUCUGAACGAGGCUGCCGAAACGGCCAUCCCCGAAUCUGACGAGGGCCUGGCUGAGCCAAUCCCUGAAGAGGAAGAAGAAGAGCCUGCCAGGGAGGUCGAAGUGGCCACAGAGGAACCAGGCGAGGAUCUCAAGGUGCUUGAGAAUGUGACUAGCCAGCUUCAGGCCCGUCGCGCUGAAGCUGUCUGUGAAGAGCCGGUUGCCAGCCCCGCGCAGUCCAAGUUUGUCGUCGACAAGCUUGAGACUGUCACUCAGGAGCUUUUCGAGCUUCGUCUCAGCCAUGAGAACACUCUAAGUGACUAUGAGAUGCUCGAGGCCAAGUACGAGGAGGCCCUGAAGGCGCUCGCUGGACUCCAACAGGAUAAGAUUGAUGAGGCUCGUCACCCAGCCCCCGCAGUUCAGAACGGACCUUCGCGCCCCAUCUCUUUUUUAGAGGAUGCAACCGUUCCGACCUCGAAGUCUGGAGCACAACACUCAUUCUCGCAAUCACUCUCCUCGGAAUUGUCCUCGGCCGGGGAGUCGCCUGCUUUGCGCGAGCUUUCUGAGUCCAGGCACGACACUGCUUCCACACCUGCCACCCCCAUCGCCUCUUCUGUCAUCGCUGCUGCGGAUGCUGAAGAAGCCGAGAAGAUGCGCAAGGUGCUUGCUGAUCAUCAGGCUGACGCCGACCGGAUGACCCAGAAGUACGCCGAGCUCCAGACCGAGCACGAGGAGAUCCUCACCCUGGUCGAGAAGUUGAAGGCUGAGGCCGAGGCUCAUCGCCACAAGUCCAGCCCUCCUUCCACUCCUGGCUUCAAGAUGAUCCGUCGGAUGACCAGCCAAAACCUUCUGUCUGGUGUCGACCGUGCUCACCGGUCACUCACCGCGCUCCGGACCAUCGCCAGUGAAGAGCUUUCUAGCAAGCCCGAAGUCUACCAACACUUCGAGGCCAAUCUGGAUGCCACUAUGCACGAGCUUUCUACUCGCAUGGAUCGUCUGCAGUCCCUGGAAGCUGAGAACCAAAGCGUUAAGAAGGAGAUGGAGAUGAAGGCUACUAUCAUUUCCGGUCUCACCCGAGAGCGAUCCAGCUUGCAGGGUGCUUCGUCUGUCGACAUGGCACUUGUUACCCAGCUCCGUGACCAAGUCGUGAACCAGGAGAACCAGAUCCAGGAGCUCCGCGUCGCCCAUGAAGCCCGUGAGAAGCAGCUGUUGGCCGAGAUCGAGAACCUGAACGCUCUUUUGAAGAGCCAGGAGGUCGCGGCCAAGGCCUUGGACGCUGGUGCCGAGGAGCAGGACAAGAAGAUUGAUGCCCUUGAGGGUGAACUGUCGGAGUGGAAGGGCAAGCACCAAUCUGCACUGGAAUCUCUACAGGCUUCAGAGCAGCAGCUUGCCACUACUCUGGCAGAGCUGGAGUCUUCUCUGGUCGCCGUCGAGGCGAUGCGCUCGGAGCGUUCUAGUUCCAACGAAGCAUCUGCUGACAAGGAGGCUGCCGCACAGGCCCUUGAAGCCGAACGCGCGAAGCAGCAGGAACUAGUGGAUAGUCUCAAGAAGGAUAUCGAGGACCACAAGACUACUAUUUCCACCCAUGUCGAUACGAUCGCUACCCUGGAGAACUCCCACACAGAUCUUCAGAGGCAACUUCUUGCACAGUCAUCUGCUACCGAUAUCAACAAUGCACCGGUCGAUACCGCCCGCAUCGCUGAGCUCGAGCAGGAGAUCUCCACGCACAGAUCCGCCAUCGACUCCCACAAGAGUGACCUGGACUCGCUUCAGGAAUCUCACAAGCGUGAACUUGCUGAGCUUGAGGAACGUACCCGGGCCGCAGGGCAAGCCGAGCAAGACUCUCGCCUUGCUGAAAAGGACGGCGAGCAUGACAAGGCGAUGGCAGCUCUGCAGAAGGAAAUUACUGAUUCCCGUGAUGAGCUGGUACACUUGCUCAAAUCCGUCUCGUCGCUCCUCAACUCCGAUGUCACCAGCGCAACGCUCGGAGACCAAAUCCAAGACGUUUUGGCUCAGAAGCAGCACUUCUCUGAGAAGUACUCUGAACUCAUGGAUGCCAAUGAGGAUCUGCGUAAGCAGCUUGAGGCUGCCGGCGACAUUGAAGAAUUGAACAAGAAGAAUGCCACCCAGGAGGCCAAGGUUAAUGAGCUGGCUCUCUUGGUUGCCACCCUGGAGGACACUCUUCGCCAGAAGGAUGAGCAGGUUAAGAAGAAGGAGGCUCUUGUUGAGGAGAUCACCGUGGAGAAGCAGAAGAGUGUGCGCCUGGUUGAGGAGCUUGAGGAGCAGAUCACCAACAGCUUCGACCAGCACCACAACCGUCUUUCUGUCAUCCAGCAGGAGCGUGACCAGGCUCUUGAGGACGCCAAGGCUAGGAUCGUCAUUCUCGAAAGGGAUAUCGAGACCUACCGCGUGCGUAUCGAGCAGCUUGAGCUUCAACUCAAGAACGGAACAUCCGAUGGUUCCCACGACCGCAGCAGCUCCCUCACUUCUAACCUGCGCAAGAGCACAUCGGCAGCUUCUUUGCCCUCGCCUCCUCCCGCCAUUCCUCUCCCUCCUCUUCCAUCCAUCGCUUCUGCCACCAACGGCACUGGUAGCGUGUCCCCGCCUAGCUCGCGCCAUGCCAGCAAGGAGCUGGUGAAUGCACAGAUCGUCGAGGACCAGGAAGCCCGCAUCCGUACAAUCGAGAAGCACCUGUAUGCCGAGAAACAGUUGACUGCCACCCUCGAAGAAGCCCUUGGCGACCUCGAGGCCCAGAGCAAUAAGGUCAAGAACGACUGCGAGAACUGGAAGAAGAAGGCCUGGGGACUCGAGGAUGAGCUGUCAACUCUCCGCAAGGAGCGCAACUCCGCCCGCCUGUCUCUCCAGGCUGUCGAGGAGGAGCGCAGUGCCCGCAAGGAAGCCGAGGCUGCUCGGGCCCAGCUGGAGGAGCGCAUGAAUGCGCUCAACAAGAAAAAGAAGAAGAGCACCCUCAACUGCUUCUAA